Messenger RNA from Ylistrum balloti, 1290 nucleotides. Its product is annotated as protein yellow-like. NCBI's taxonomy places the organism in Eukaryota, Metazoa, Mollusca, Bivalvia, Pectinida, Pectinidae. The transcript has a single exon. The record is from RefSeq and is a predicted model, not a curated record. The coding region runs from base 1 to 1290 and encodes 429 amino acids.
AUGGAGUCUCUUUCCUCCGUGUUCUCUAUCUUCAUUCUGUUCCAUUUGCAGUGUGUGAUGACUGAACAAGCAGAGGUUGUUUAUCAAUGGAAAUCCUUAGAUUACUCAUGGCCAAAUGACACUACCAAACAACAGUUCAUCACUGACAAGCGAUUCAUUGCGGAAAAUAAUAUCAUUACUGGAGUGAAAGUAUUGGAUGGAAGCGUUUAUGUGACCGUGCCAAGAUGGAAACCAGGGAUCCCAUCGACGCUCAACAAAGUAAUCAAUAAUCAAGUUGAUACGGAUGAACACAUUUUAGAACCAUACCCAAAUUGGAAGAUGCAAACGGUCGGGGAUUGUGACGCGCUUCAGUAUGUCCAAAGCAUGGAGAUUGACCCAAAUACUGGAUACAUGUGGAUAAUAGAUUCUGGACGGAUCGAUCGCCUCACUGGUCAGCCACGAGACCUUUGUCAGGCUAAAUUGGUCAUUUACGACAUUCGAAACGACCAACUCGUCCACGUGCACAGGUUUCCCGAUAAUGUUGUUUCAAGAACGUCUAAUUUUAUGAACGAUAUCGUUUUGGAUUACGUAAAUGGCGCUGCCUCAUUUGCAUAUAUCACGGACACUUCCGACGCCAGAUUGUAUGUAUAUGACUUUAUACGUGAUAGGUCAUACUUUUUUAAACAUCCCUCAAUGGGAUUCGAACCGGGAACCGAGAUAAUAAAGAUCGGGAACAGUUUUGUGACAACGAGGGCUUCGAUUGAUGGAAUAGCUAUGAGUUCUGACUUCCGCUUCCUUUACUUCUGCGCAUUGAAUGGUUACACGCUAUAUAGGGUGUCAACGACAAUACUUAGAGAUCCAUCGUCAGUCUUUUCUGUUGAAAACGUUGGCCGAAAAACUGACCUCAGUGAUGGUAUGGUGUUUACAGAUAAGGGUUUGUACUACGGAGGCUUGACCAAGAAUGCAGUAUAUAAGUGGUCAGUAGGUCAGGAUAAGAUCAACCCAUUUAAUCAAAAGCUAGUCAUUUCCAACAAUAGUAGUCUUCGAUGGGUCGACACCUUCGCCAUGGACGACCGCCAGAAUCUUUGGCUGGUUGCUAACAGUUUGGACUUGUUCUUCACAAGAAGAAGAAAUCUAACACAAACUAAUAUGUAUAUUUGGAAAAUACCAGUAGGAGAAAACGGAUAUCUCUCAGGCGCUGUAUCGCGGACAAAAGAAAAUAUUUCCAACGGACACACCGAUAAUACAGGGUGUGAUACAGUUCUUGUGUCAUUACUGGUUGUAUUGACCAUGUCAUUCACAAACCAAUAA